AUGAAGGCCGGAGUUCUCGCAGUCGCGGCUGCAAUUGCAGGUGGUGUUAAUGCUAGAGACCUUGGAAGGAGACAUGGUCAUCAAGAUUUCCAUGAGAGAGGAUUGUUAGCCACACCAUCGGAGUCAUGUGGUUGUACAACUGUUUGGUCUACCGUCACUGGUGAACCUCAAUUAUACUUCCCACCAGCUCCAACCGCUGCUUCUGUUGCUUCUGGUUCAGGUGCACCACCAGCACCAUCUGCCCCAGCAGGUUCUGACGCAUGCUCCAAUGCCUGCAACACUGAGUACAACAACUGUCGAAGUGCUCCAGAUGCAAACCGAUCCACUUGUGCCUCCAACUAUGCAUCAUGCCUUGGAUAUUCUCCGUAUGAUAGCAACGGAUCACUUGUCACCCCAACUGCUUGCUCCUCAGUAGCAUCGACACCAGCAGCUUCUGCUCCAGGUUCAUCGGCACCAGCGCCAUCGGCGCCAGCACCAUCUGCCCCAGCAGGUUCUGAUGCAUGCUCCAAUGCCUGCAACACUGAGUACAACACCUGUCGAAGUGCUCCAGAUGCAAACCGAUCCACUUGUGCUUCUAAGUAUGCAUCGUGCCUCGGAUAUUCUCCAUUUGAUGGCAACGGAUCACUUGUCACCCCAACUGCUUGCUCAGUAGCAUCGACACCAGCAGCUUCUGCUCCAGGUUCAUCCGCACCAGCACCAUCUGCCCCAGCAUCGUCAGCUCCAGCCACUUCAAAGGGAGUAUCAACUGCUCCUACUGCCCCAGCUUCAACUGCCCCAGCCGUUGUCCCCACUCCUUUGGCAACCACGUGCCCAACUCCAGGUGUCUACACCAUUCCAGCCACCACUGUGACUUUGACUGAAUCCACCACUGUCUGUGGUGCUACAUCAACUGGUCUUCCAUCCGCAGGAACUUACACCGUUGGAGGUGUCACCACUGUCGUAACCACCGCCACAACCGUUGUAUGCCCAUACGCUGCUGUCUCAACUUCAGAAGGUGUAGUCACAAGCACCAUCUUGACCACUACCUAUGUAUGCCCAUCCGCAGGAACAUACACCAUCAAUCCAUUAACCACUACCGUUACCGAGCCUGCUGUUUGGGUUUACCCAACUCCUGCUUCCUAUGCUCCAGGAACCUACACACAACCGGAAGUUGUCACCACCAUCACCGAAACUAAUGUGGUUGUUUUCUGCCCUUACUCUUCAUCAUACUCCACAAUUGUUGAUGCCACACUACCAGCUGGUACACCUGCCCAGGCUACUUCUGCUCCAGCCCCAGUCACGACUUCUGUCGUAGUACCAGUCGCAACACCAAGCUCUAGCUCAGUUUAUGUUGCUCCUUCUUCAAGCGCUGUUUCCGUUGCUCCAUCCUCAAGCGCUGUUUCCGUUGCUCCAUCCUCAAGCGCUGUUUCCGUUGCUCCAUCCUCAAGCGCUGUUUCCGUUGCUCCAUCCUCAAGCGCUGUUUCCGUUGCUCCAUCCUCAAGCGCCGUUUCCGUUGCUCCAUCCUCAAGCGCCGUUUCCGUUGUCCCAUCAUCUUCCGUAGUUAAAUCUUCCGUUGCAUCUCCAUCUGCCUCCUCCACUUCCUCCUCCUCUUCCGGAAACGGAGGCAGUGUAGGAAGCACUGGAAAGCAAUGGGCUAUGACUUAUUCCCCAUACCAAGAUUCUGGAUCUUGCAAGACUGCUGCAGAAGUUUCCGUUGAUGUAGCACUCAUUGCCUCCAAGGGAUUCACAGCCAUCCGUAUCUACAGCACCGAUUGCUCCGGACUCGAGAACGUCGGUAACGCUGCUAAGCUUGCUGGUAUCAAAAUGAUCGUCGGUAUCUUCAUUAGCGAGACCGGAUGUUCCGGAGCAGCCGAUCAAGUCACUGAACUUAUUGCAUGGGGACAAUGGUCUCUCGUUGAGCUUAUCGUUGUCGGUAACGAAGCCAUCUUUGGUGGUCACACUACCGCUUCUGAACUCGCCGGAUUCAUCAGCUCCUCCCGAGCAUCCUUCGCAAGUGCUGGAUACACUGGUCAAAUCACCACCACUGAGCCCCUCAACAUCUGGCAAGAAAACACCAGUGUCCUCUGCUCCGCCGUCGACAUCACUGGUGCUAACCUUCACCCAUUCUUCAACGCUGAAGUCACUGCCGAAAAUGCUGGUAAAUUCGCUCUCUCCCAACUCGAGCUUGCCGAUGCUAUCUGCCCUGGUCUUACUGCCAUUAACCUCGAGUGCGGAUGGCCUUCCGCUGGUACCUGUAACGGAGCUGCUUGCCCGGGUGUAGAAGAGCAAAAGACUGCCGUCUCUAGCAUCAUCGAGUCGUGUGGUGGACGUGCUGCCAUCUUCUCUUACACCAACGACCUCUGGAAACAACCAGGUAGUUUUGGCUGUGAGCAAAGUUGGGGUUCCAUCCAACUUUUCUAG
Molecule: messenger RNA, 2400 nt
Organism: Botrytis deweyae
Lineage: Eukaryota; Fungi; Ascomycota; Leotiomycetes; Helotiales; Sclerotiniaceae
Exons: 2
Coding region: 1-2400 (799 amino acids)
Biological process (GO): cell wall organization
Cellular component (GO): fungal-type cell wall; extracellular region; cell surface
Molecular function (GO): 1,3-beta-glucanosyltransferase activity; glucan endo-1,3-beta-D-glucosidase activity
Source: RefSeq, a predicted model, not a curated record